AUGAGACGUGGUCACCUGCUAGGUGUGAAAGCAGUGGUGCUCAGUGGGCUGCCCCCUGCCAUCCCGGAGGGGCUGCUCGUGCCCUGCUUCGAGGACCGCCGUCGCUCUGGGGGAGGACCAGUGUUGAGCUGGCAGCUUGGCGGAGGGGGCACACUCACUUUUCAGAAGUCUGCAGGUGCAGGGAGAGUCUCGGCCUAGGAGGGGCACAUGCUCUCCGGCGGGCUGAGCCUUAGGCCAGCCCCACCAUGUGCCCCUGCAAGCCUGCUGCUCCCAGGGCCGCCCCCCAACACCGCCCCCCAGCAGCUAGAGCAGCACAGCCAGACCCUGCUGCAGGCCACGGGGCACCCAGCGCAGCCCCGCUGUGCUCUUGACAGUCCCUGCCCAGACUGGGUCCUGGCCCAGCUGCUCCAGCCCCUUUCUGAGGCAGAAGCCUGAGUCCUGGAGGAACAGGCCUGGGCCCUGGGCCUGGAGGGGACUGAGGUGUCCCAGGACCAAGCUGUGCAUGUGGUGGGGGGUAUUCCCCCUGAGGGCCUGCUGCUGCAGGACCUGUACCUGGAGACUGAGCCCCGCGGUGGCAGGGGACCCCUGGGGGGCCUUUGCAGCCUGCCUGGGCACCUGGGCACAGUUGCAUCCUUCCAGGAGCGGCAGGUGGCCGAGUGAGUCCUACAGCAGGAGUCCCAGGGGCAGUGCUCAGAGCUGAGCCUGGUCCCCCACUAUGACGUCCUGGAGCCUGAGCAGCUUGCCAAGAACACCGGUGGAGGGGACUACCUGGUCAAGUUGGGGCCAGGGACCACCGAGCAUGCUCUUCUGGAGGCUGGAGGGCCAGUGAGGGCAUUGAAGGGUGCAGGGCUGGUGACACUAGGAGGCUCUGAAGAGGAACGAGGGCAGACAGGAGCCUCCCUGGGGACGGGUCCCCUUGGGUCUCUUGGACAGGCUGAGCCAGUCACCUUGGGGCUCAUGGGGUCACUGGGACAGGGGGCUGCCCCCAGAGGAGGUCUGAGCGCUGCGGGCUACCCUGGAGGGCCUGGGUGGGAGGGCUGGCUGGCUAUCUCCAGAGCUGGGGGCCAGGCAGAGGACUCUGAGGAGCAGCCAGAGCGGGAGUCGGUCUCCAGGGCUGGGAGGGGGCCCAGGUGGCCGCAGGAGGAGCUGCCACGCUGCGGUGAGCCCUGCAGGAGGCAGAAGACGAGCUCGUGGGCGGGGGAGCGGGUGGCCUGGCUGGUGGUGCGCGUGGCCUUCGGGCAGGAUGUGGCCGAGCCGGACCGGGCACUGGGGACUGCCUUGGAGGUGCACGUCCAGGAGGCGAUGCCCCCUGAGAGAAGCCCAGGGGAGCAGGUCCCGUACCACGGCCCAUCAGCCUGGGCAGUCCCCGACAUCUGUGCGCAGGGCUUCGACCAUAGCUAAGGAGGCCUUAACAGUGAGGCCAGGUCCGCCUCCCUGCCCCUGCAGGACCGCUACUUGCCCCCCAACGCCGAUGGCCACAAGGCGGCGUUCGGAGCACGGGAGCUGACCGGUGACUAGGGGCAGGGUCCUGGAGGCCUGUGGGAGCCCCCCCCCGCCCCCCACUGCGGGCCCCUGGCCACGUGUCCCCCGGCCAACAGCGCAGUGCACUGCCUCCGCCAGGCCAGCAUCUUUGUCGUCGUUCGUGAAAGUGAGGCGCUGACCACCCACUUCAUUACUUGCAAGCACGUGCCCUGGGCUUCCCCAGGGGACUCCUCUGGGCACUCGGGCCACUUCCCAGCCUCCUAA
Messenger RNA from Neomonachus schauinslandi (Hawaiian monk seal), 1746 nucleotides. RefSeq names its product poly(ADP-ribose) polymerase family member 10 (gene PARP10). The record is from RefSeq and is a predicted model, not a curated record. Gene Ontology annotation, biological process: negative regulation of gene expression. Gene Ontology annotation, molecular function: transcription corepressor activity. Lineage: Eukaryota; Metazoa; Chordata; Mammalia; Carnivora; Phocidae. Gene Ontology annotation, cellular component: nucleus; cytoplasm.